AUGAAAGCAUGGAGAAGCAAAGAGCACGCGCAAGAAGAAUUACGAGGAAAAGCCAACGAAUCAUACGGAGUUCUUGCUGGUUUUUUGCACAUGUUGCAAAAAACUAAUCCCGGAACAAUAGUGCACAUGGAAACAGAGGAUGACAACAGCUUCAAAUACCACUGCAAAAACAACAGGUAUUCAACUAUGACUUCAAACAUUGCUGAAUCUCUAAAUGCAGCAAACUUGGCAGCUAGAGAGCUACCAAUCACAACACUGAUGGAGUCAUUGAGAGCAUUGAUUCAACAAUGGACAUACACAAACAGGAAAAAAGCACAGAAAACAACAACAUUUUUAACACCUACAGCAGAGAAGAAAUUAGUCGACAACUUUGUGGACUCAUUGACAGAAAAUGUAAAACCAAUAAACGAGACCAUGUUCGAAGUCGUUGAACUAACCAGAUCAUGGGUCAUCAACCUCAAGGAGAAAACAUGCAGUUGCAACAGAUUCCAACUUGAUGAGUUGCCGUGUGCUCAUGCGCUUGCUGUUGAUCUAUGA
This is a messenger RNA of Cannabis sativa, 537 nucleotides long. RefSeq lists its product as uncharacterized. The transcript is spliced from 4 exons. Gene Ontology annotation, molecular function: zinc ion binding. The record is from RefSeq and is a predicted model, not a curated record. Lineage: Eukaryota; Viridiplantae; Streptophyta; Magnoliopsida; Rosales; Cannabaceae. Bases 1 to 537 code for a protein of 178 amino acids.